This is a messenger RNA of Caenorhabditis auriculariae, 374 nucleotides long. NCBI's taxonomy places the organism in Eukaryota, Metazoa, Nematoda, Chromadorea, Rhabditida, Rhabditidae. The record is from the annotation of a GenBank genome assembly.
AUGGCUCUUUCUGCUGAUCCCGCCGCUAUCUCGGUACCAGCCGCCGGAGGAAAGUCCGAACUGAAGCUCAACAACGGUGGCGGCGAAAAGCUCGUCUUCAAGGUAUGCGACUGUCUAACUAGUCGUGCGCAAGAGCGGGUUUACAGGUGAAGAGCUCGAACAACAACGAGUACCGCAUCAACCCGGUGUUCGGCUUUGUCGAUGCCUCUGGCUCUACCGGAGUCGUCAUCACGCGUCUCAAUGGAGCGGCUAAGGAGGACAAGCUCGUGAUCCAGUUCGGAGCGGCUCCCGCGGAUGCCGCCGAUGCCCAGGCUGCUUUCGGCGCUGUCUCUGCCUCCGCAGCCAGCGUCACAGUCGCUCUCAGCGCCACCUAA